AUGGAAAAGCAGGCCCGCAAAGAUCCUGCAAUUGAAGUGUUAAGAUCAAUGAGAGAUUUACACCCAGCUCAUUACCUAUUCAAGAUAGAGAGAUUGUCGUUAUAUCCUAAGGGUAAUAAAGGAAGGAAUGGAGAUGGCCACAUUUCACUCUACUUGGUCAUAAGAGAUACUUGUCAUCUUCCUCCUGGUUGGGAGAUUAAUGCCCAGUUUAGAUUUUUUAUCUACAAUCAUAUAGAGGAUAAGUACUUGACCAUCGAAGAUGCUAAGGCGGGGACAAGGCGUUUUCAUCGAAUGAGGACUGAAUGGGGAUUUGCCCAAUUACUCUCCUUGGACACUUUCAAUCAUCCACUCGAGGGGUACCUGUUUGAUGAUUCUUGCAUGUUUGGAGUGGAGGUUUUUGUUAUUAAAUAUGCUGGCAGAGGACAGAUCUUUUCGAUGAUCAGGGAGCCCAAGAACAACAGCUUUACUUGGAAGGUUAACAACUUUUCCUUACUCAAGGAUGACCAUGUUUACUCUGAGGUGUUUGAAGUUGAGGGACAACAAUGGUAG
Thlaspi arvense is the source of this 549-nucleotide messenger RNA. Lineage: Eukaryota; Viridiplantae; Streptophyta; Magnoliopsida; Brassicales; Brassicaceae. The record is from the annotation of a GenBank genome assembly.